ACAUCAGCACUCAUCUUCCUGAGAGAAACAUCGCCAGAAUGAACGUUCUCAAGCUACAGAGGAAGUUUCCUCAAUUUCCGCAGAACGAGAUCUUCCAGCUCUCGGAUGCCUUCCAGCGGCUAGACGUCGAAGACCGAGGCUACCUCGACGAGGCAACUGCCAUCAAAGCAACCCAGCAGAGCGAAAACCAGCCAUAUGAUGUUGUUAGACAAGCUCUGAAAGAAGUCGACCUGGACUCGUCGCGACGAGUGGAGCUGGAGGACUAUGUUGGCCUUAUUGCGAAGCUGCGCGCCGGGUCAGUCGCCCAAAAACGCAUGUCUACAGGCCCCAGCCCGGCGCAACCUGGACCUGGGCCCGCUCAAGGCCACGCAUCCAAGGGCAGUGUGAGUGGCAAGAUCCAAGUCCAAGGAUCAAAUGCAAACACGACACACACAAUCAACGAAGAUGAGAGGACUGAAUUCACACGCCAUAUCAAUGCGGUAUUGGCCGGCGAUCCGGAUAUUGGAAGUCGGCUCCCGUUCCCAACUGACACAUUCGAAAUGUUCGAUGAAUGCAAAGACGGCCUUGUCCUUGCCAAGCUCAUUAACGACAGCGUUCCUGAUACCAUCGAUGAGCGAGUGUUGAACAUGCCUGGACGAAAGACGAAAAAUCUCAACGCCUUUCAAAUGAGCGAAAACAACAACAUCGUUAUUGAGUCCUGCAAAGGUAUUGGCUGCUCCGUUGUCAACAUUGGAGCGGGGGAUAUCAUUGAAGUUCGCGAGCAUCUCAUUCUGGGCCUCAUUUGGCAAAUCAUUCGACGAGGUCUCUUGGGUAAAAUUGACAUCAAGCUGCACCCUGAGCUCUAUCGACUGCUGGAGGAGGACGAGACUCUGGAACAGUUCUUGAGACUGCCUCCGGAGCAGAUCCUGAUUCGCUGGUUCAACUACCACCUGAAAGCCGCCAAUUGGCCUCGAAGAGUUACAAACUUCUCUAGCGAUGUAAAGGACAGUGAGAACUAUACCGUUCUUCUCGCUCAGAUUGGAUCCGAGUACGGCUGCACGCGCGCUGCUUUGCAAACCAGAGAUCUCCACCAGAGAGCCGAGGAAGUUCUGCAAGAAGCAGAUAAGCUUGGAUGCCGCAAGUUCUUGACUCCAUCAUCAUUGGUUGCUGGUAACCCGAAGCUUAACCUGGCCUUUGUGGCUAAUCUCUUCAACACUCACCCCGCCCUUGACCCCAUCACGGAAGAGGAGAAGCUGCAAGUUGAAGACUUUGAUGCAGAGGGAGAGCGCGAGGCUCGAGUCUUUACUCUGUGGCUUAACAGUUUGGAUGUGCAGCCCGCUGUAGUCUCGUUCUUUGAUGACCUAAGAGACGGAUCGGCCCUUCUGCAGGCAUACGACAAAGUCAUCAAAGGGUCUGUUAACUGGCGCCAUGUUAACAAGGCUCCCGCCCAUGGAGGCGAAAUGCUUAGAUUCAAGGCUGUUGAGAAUACCAACUAUGCUAUUGAGCUGGGCAAGCAAAAUGGCUUUUCCCUCGUGGGCAUCCAAGGAGCAGAUAUCACUGACGGUCAAAGAACAUUGACACUUGGACUCGUGUGGCAACUCAUGCGAAAAGACAUCACCUUGACGCUGUCCUCACUGGCACAGAAUCUCGGCAAGAGAGAGAUUACCGAUGCCGAAAUGGUUAGAUGGGCCAACGACAUGUCCAAGAAGGGCGGUCGCAGUUCAUCUAUCCGGUCUUUCAAGGACCCGGCCAUUGGCUCUGGUGUCUUCCUUUUGGACGUGUUGAAUGGCAUGAAGAGCAGCUAUGUCGACUAUGACCUUGUGACUCCCGGCCAAACAGAAGAGGACGCAUAUAUGAAUGCAAAGUUGAGUAUCAGUAUUGCCCGCAAGCUUGGUGCGACCAUAUGGCUUGUCCCAGAGGAUAUUUGCCAAGUUCGCAGUCGCUUGGUGACUACGUUUAUUGGAUCUCUGAUGGCAACUCAUGGUAAACAGUAAAUUAUUUUACAGGUCUUGAUGCAACUGCUCAAUACAAGGCAAUGUUAAUUACCACUAAAUAUUAAUUAAGAUGUACAAGAGUAUAGU
Molecule: messenger RNA, 2060 nt
Organism: Trichoderma virens Gv29-8
Lineage: Eukaryota; Fungi; Ascomycota; Sordariomycetes; Hypocreales; Hypocreaceae
Exons: 5
Coding region: 39-1973 (644 amino acids)
Biological process (GO): actin filament bundle assembly; actin filament network formation
Cellular component (GO): actin filament bundle; actin filament; cytoplasm
Molecular function (GO): actin filament binding
Source: RefSeq, a predicted model, not a curated record